This is a messenger RNA of Drosophila bipectinata, 1917 nucleotides long. It is a transcript of the gene ppk, whose product is annotated as pickpocket. Gene Ontology annotation, cellular component: plasma membrane. Gene Ontology annotation, molecular function: ligand-gated sodium channel activity. The record is from RefSeq and is a predicted model, not a curated record. NCBI's taxonomy places the organism in Eukaryota, Metazoa, Arthropoda, Insecta, Diptera, Drosophilidae. Gene Ontology annotation, biological process: sodium ion transmembrane transport.
AUGGCCGAGAUACGCGAGGACGACGAGAAGAAGCCGGGCAUCAGUGUUCUGCCCGGGCCAGAGCUUUUGACUCUUCCUGGAUUCGAUACCAGAGCCAGUAUUGCCUCGGCCGCCCUGAGCGAUGUGCCCAGUGAUGUGAUCAUCAAGUCUCGGAUUCGAUACGGAAGCACUCUGUCCGCCUGCAAAGGCCUGCUUCUGGAGUACGCCAAAAGCACCACCAUCCAUGGCAUACGCUACAUCUUUGAGGUCCACAGGCCCAUUUACGAAAAGCUCUAUUGGUUGUUUUUCACCUGUAUUUCGGUGUACUUUGCCGUUUCUCUCAUCUGGGAUACCUACUUGAAGUGGCAAGAGUCUCCGGUUAUUCUUGGCUUUGACGAGACUCUGGUGCCAGUGCACAAGAUACCCUUUCCCACCAUUACUAUCUGCCCGGAAAUAAAAAUGGAGCGAAAUCUAUUUGACUAUACAAACGUUUCCCGCAAGUUUUGGGAGGAAUACAAGACAAACGGCAAUAUCAGCAACCUCAGCGAUGAAGAUUUGACCUACAUGGCAGCCGCAAUGCACAUCUGUGACUCGGAGGUUGUUCAGCGAUUUAGUCCUUUGCUCUCAGAACUGAAUCCUCCAUACGUGGACGUAACCCAGACCCUUAUCGAUCUGAGUAUAUCAAAGAAUGUGACUGGACCGUUUUGCAAAUGGAAUGGACGAUUCUAUUUCUGCGAUAAGAUAUUCGAUUUUGUGGCUACAGAUGAAGGCAUUUGUUACCAGUUCAACGGAAUGCAUCCCAAGGAUAUUUAUCGGGACGAGAAGUACAUCAGCUAUGUCGAUCCAGAUAUAGUGGAUUUUAAUAACUACUUCGAUAAGGAGCUGCCGGCCUGGAACGACAUUAGUGGAUCGUGGUCCCUGGACACAGGCUAUCUGGAUCAGGGCCAGAAUGCGUAUCCCCAGCGGACGGUGUUCUCAUCGGUGAAGAAUGGGUUCUUUGCCUUCCUGCAGGGCUUGCAGCACAAUUUCGACUACGACUGUCGCAGUUUUAAGCAGGGCUACAAGGUCUUUCUCAACUCCCCGGAGAGCGUCCCCCUCACAUCGGGUAAUUACAUUCUGGUGCCCCAUGGUGACGAGGUCCUGGUCAGUGUACUGCCCGCUUAUGUCGUGUCAACGGAGAAUUUGCAUGAAAUUACACCUGAUAAACGUCAAUGCCUCUUCGAUGAUGAGCGCGAACUACGAUUCUUCCGAUCCUAUUCGCAAAGCAACUGCCAAACAGAGUGCCUGGCCAAUUACACGGUCUCCAAGUGCGGGUGCGCCAAGUUCUGGAUGCCAAAACCCGAGGGUACUCCCGUUUGUGGCUUGAAUGACAUCACCUGCUAUACGGCUGCCCAGGACGAGCUGUACGCCCUGCUUCAGAACCAAACCAUGGCCAAGAGUGUUAACGACAACGUUGAAAUCAUGUGCAACUGCUUGCCAGCCUGCACAUCGCUGGAGUACAACUUUGAGAUAUCUAGAGCCAAGUACGAUGUGGCCAAGACAAUUAGAGCAUUCCGGGAGGAGUAUGAGCAUACGGAUGCCAUUGGAUCCAGGCUUUCGGUUUACUUCAAGGAGCAUCAGUUUACUGCCAUUAAGCGCACUAUACUGUUUGGUGUCUCAACAUUGAUUUCCAAUUGCGGUGGUAUCUGCGGCCUCUUCAUGGGAAUCUCUUGUCUUAGCUUCCUGGAGCUGAUCUACUUCUUUUGUAUGCGAAUCUGCGGAAGUUGCCGCGAUCGUCGGAAGCACAAGAUACAUCAGAUGAGUCCCGAGGAUCAGACAGAAGAAAAAAUAGAAUGAAUCUUCUAAAAAAUUGAAUUGAUCUCAAAGAUCUGGAACAUAUCCUUGUCCCAAUUGUUGUGAAAUUAAAAUAUAUUACUAUUCCAUUCUUGGGUAUAUCUG